Molecule: messenger RNA, 1080 nt
Organism: Phoenix dactylifera (date palm)
Lineage: Eukaryota; Viridiplantae; Streptophyta; Magnoliopsida; Arecales; Arecaceae
Source: RefSeq, a predicted model, not a curated record
AUGGCGAGGAGGGCUUCCACGUCGGACCCCAGGCCCAGAACCCUCCGCCGCUCCCUCGCCCUCCCCCUCCCCGACCACGACCCCCCCUCCGCCCUCUCCGCCGCCUCCUCCGGCUCCCUCCUCGUCGCCUACGGAAGCAAGAUCACCGCCUUCGACCCCGCGCUCCGCCGCCGCGCCACCGUCCUCACCCACUUCCCCGCCGUCGACUCCCUCCUCGCCCUCUCCCCCUCCCUCGCCGCCUCUGACAGCCUCUCGGCGAUGUUCAAGGUUGGAGUAAACUCCGGCGAGGUGUUCAUGGCGGAUUUGAGGAAACUUAGCGCGGAGGAGCCGUGGGUUUGCCUCGGCGAUGCGAGGAAGGCGGCGACGGGGAGGAAGGAAGAGAGCGGGUGCCGAACCGAGAGCCACGGGAGGCAGGUGUUCUGCAGCAGGGGAGGGGAGGUGGAGAUGUGGACGGAGGUGUUGAUGGGGCCGUCGACGAGGAGCCGCGAGGAUGGAUUAAAUGGGGAGAGGAUCAUGAGGAGGAAUAUGAUGGGGAGGGCCAAGGAUGGAGGAGUGAAGAAGAUAACGUUGUUGGGGUUUGGGAAGAGUAGGAUGGUGGGCCGUGCCGUGCUUGGCCCACGAAUCGUGCCAGCCCAGGCCCUUAUGGGCCGUGUCGGGCUCGGCCCGCGGGCCCGAAAUCCUUAACCCAGCCCGACCUCUUUUUAUGAGCCGUGCCUAGCACGGCCCAUUACUGUAGCAAGCAAUGCCCACCUCUACUGUCCACCCCGUCCACGCUGGGCAAGAUCCUAGGACUGGCAAAAUGAUGGAGGCGGAAAACCUCGGUGAUUGCGCAGCGGAUUUGAACCCUGGCAAUCAUAGGUACAGUGAUAUUUUCUACCGUUCAAACCAAUAUUCCGUGGUGGUGCUUUGAUACUGUCAUUUGUUAUUGAUGCGGGAUUUACACCCCGUCACCAGCAGAGCCCACACACUAGCCGAGCAGCAGAAGAGAGAGUGUCCCCCAGAAGCUAUUGUCCGCUUUGGGUCCGAUUCGGGGGUCGAGCGUACCCGAAGCCCUCCUCACGGCGCCUCACGGUUUUGCCC